AUGGCGAGGGCAGAUCUUAUAGAAGACAGUUGUAAGAAUACUUACAAUUAUACACUCUGCGUAUCAACACUGAGGUCAGAUCCGAGCACUUCCAAUAGUACUAUUAAUGUCAAAGGGCUUGCAUAUGUGAUGCUUAAGGUGCUUAAUGCAAAUAAUACAAAGAUUCUUGCUGAAGUAAGUCAUCUACUUAAUACAACGAAGGAUCCAUUAGCUAUACAAUGUCUUCAUAUAUGCUUCACAGACUAUAUGGUGAAUAAAGAUUUCAUUCAACAUGCUUAUGACUUUCUGAAUUCAAGUGAAUAUGCCCUAACUCGUUCUGAAACGGCAUUUUUGGCUGAUGGGGCAAUCGAUUGCGAGUCUGCCUUCACUGAACCCCCAAUUGCAAUCAAGUCACCAUUGACGACCGCAAACGAUGUUUUUAAGCAAUUAGCUUAUAUUGCUAGUGGUAUUAUAAAUAUUCUAGGUUGA
Malania oleifera is the source of this 468-nucleotide messenger RNA. RefSeq names its product cell wall / vacuolar inhibitor of fructosidase 2-like. The record is from RefSeq and is a predicted model, not a curated record. The transcript has a single exon. NCBI's taxonomy places the organism in Eukaryota, Viridiplantae, Streptophyta, Magnoliopsida, Santalales, Ximeniaceae. Bases 1 to 468 code for a protein of 155 amino acids. Gene Ontology annotation, molecular function: enzyme inhibitor activity.